Messenger RNA from Medicago truncatula (barrel medic), 1180 nucleotides. Its product is annotated as ACT domain-containing protein ACR12. The transcript is spliced from 10 exons. The record is from RefSeq and is a predicted model, not a curated record. Lineage: Eukaryota; Viridiplantae; Streptophyta; Magnoliopsida; Fabales; Fabaceae. The coding region runs from base 122 to 964 and encodes 280 amino acids. Gene Ontology annotation, cellular component: chloroplast thylakoid membrane; chloroplast stroma.
AAACUUACACGCAAAAAAAAUACUAAAAAAAUAUAAAAGAAAUAACACAUAGACUCAGUUCAUUUCCGGUUACGCAGAGAGUACACCAACUUCCAUCGUCAUCAUCAUCAUCAUCUCCGCCAUGGCUUUGACCAAUGCAUCCAUCGCUCCUUCCUUCUCCGUCAACGCAACCAAGCUUUCCGAUCCGCUCUCCAUUCCUCUUUCCUCUCACACUUUCUUUCCCCUCCGUCCCUCUUCCUCCGCCAAGAACAAGAACAUUGUAUAUGCUUCUUCUUAUGACUUGAAUGCAGUAGAUUCAGCUUCACUGAUAUCCAGUAAAAAUCUGGACAGUGUUCCAAUGCCAAUAGUAUUGAUAGAUCAAGACUCAGAUUCUGAAGCAACAAUUGUGCAACUUAGCUUUGGUGAUCGCCUUGGAGCUCUUCUUGACACGAUGAAAGCAUUAAAAGAUUUGGGAUUGGAUGUUUCGAAGGGAACUGUCUCCACUGAGGGACCAGUGAAGCAAACAAAGUUUUUUAUCACACAAUCAGACACUGGGCGCAAAGUCGAAGAUCCUGAUAUGUUAGAGAGCAUUCGACUUACCAUUAUCAACAAUCUAUUGCAGUACCAUCCUGAGUCCAGUGAACAACUAGCCCUGGGUGAAGUGUUUGGCAUAAAGGCUCCAGAAAAGAAGCUUCAUAUUGAAAUUGCAACUCAUAUUCAAGUUAAGGAAGAUGGGCCCAAGAGGAGCUUGCUGUACAUCGAGACAGCAGAUAGGCCAGGGUUGCUAGUUGAAAUAAUCAAAGUCAUUGCAGAUGUGAACAUUGAUGUUGAGUCGGCCGAGAUCGAUACAGAAGGUUUGAUUGCUAAGGAUAAAUUUCAUGUCAGUUAUGGUGGGGCUGCAUUAAACAGAUCAAUGUCUCAGGUUUUGGUGAACUGUCUGCGUUACUACCUCCGGACGCCAGAAACAGAUAUUGAUAGUUACUGAGGGUACCUCAUUUACAUGUAUAAUAAUCAAAUCAAAAUUCAAAUGUAACUGAUAUUGUACCAAAGUGUCAGCUCCAUAUUAUUAUCACCUGUGAGGCAUACAUCUCACAUUUAAAUCCGACAGCUUUACUGCUACCAGAUUGUGGAAUUAAAAUGUGUUGAAAUGAAUGUAUUCAUCCGUGUUUGAAUUUAUUUAUGGUGGAGAAUAUUAGAAUUA